AUGGCGAGCAUGCAGGGCCUGGCAGCGUCAGCUUCAUCGCCGGUCCUCGGAGCUCAGCCCGGUGGUCCUUGGGUCAAUCGCAAGUUUGACCCGCUGCACACUGUGGGGAAGCAUGUGGUCAUGCCGCCAAUGAACGAAGCCGCUGCUGUCGCAUGGAAGGCACGCAGAAAGGCCACGCUGCAAGGCCAGCUGGGCACGGGCAACAGCAUCAGCUCUGUAGUCCAGUAUCCUGUCUCUACACGCGACCCGGACAACAUGUGUUCCAACUACAAACGGCACUUGAGUGCAGAGGAUCGACGAAUUCUUCGGGUCCGAGUGAAGCAUCACAUGCGAGGACGGCCGUCCUGGCCAAGCAGUGUCUACGAAGCAGAGAAAGUUUUGCUUCAGACGUUUGCCAAGUCUCCCGAGCUCUGCACGGCCUUCUACCUGAACAAUGACUUCUGCGAGAAGCUCUUAAGCGAGGCAGCAACUGCCUUCGAGCAUGGUGUGUACCAGGCAGCACCUGCUCAUACACAGCUGAGGAUGAACAAUCCGAACUGGGAGGAGUCCGUCCAGAAUCGCGUGGCAACUGCUGCAGCAGAGGCAGGCAUCGGUAAGAGAUGCGCAAGAGGGGCAGGAUGCGCACGAGAGGCAAGGAGCGAUCGUGCCAAUGAGCUUCUCGGUCUGGUGUCGUCUGCAGCUGUGGGUCUCAAGUCGUCGCCGCCAUGCUGGGGCUUCGCUGUUGGCUGGUGUCUCUUGCGGCCAGUGGCUUGCAUGCUGGCGAUGUCUUCACCUUGCCAGCUUUGCCGUAUGAGCAACACGGCUCAUGGCUAUACUCGUAGGUCCAACGCAGAGGUUUUCUGUUUUCACAUUGAGAGACCUGCAGACUUCUGUUGCGUUUCUCAUGACAUAGCGGCAUAA
Molecule: messenger RNA, 900 nt
Organism: Symbiodinium sp. CCMP2456
Lineage: Eukaryota; Dinophyceae; Suessiales; Symbiodiniaceae
Source: the annotation of a GenBank genome assembly